This is a messenger RNA of Paramecium tetraurelia, 1023 nucleotides long. RefSeq lists its product as uncharacterized. The transcript has 3 exons. Lineage: Eukaryota; Ciliophora; Oligohymenophorea; Peniculida; Parameciidae. The record is from RefSeq and is a predicted model, not a curated record.
UGAAAAGAUUGAUUUAAUGAGAUUGAGAUUUAAUAUAAGGAACAAAACAAUAAAAUGAAUUCAGAUUAGUUUAAUCCUCAAUCAUACGAAUUAUAGAAACUGUAUUAAAUACGAGAGACUUUGCAUUAAUAGUAAAGAUUAUAAUAACUCAAUGCAUUGUUGCAAUAAUAAAGAAUGCAAAUGAUGAAUUCUCCAACUUAGUAGUAACCUUCUGGAAUAGUUAAAUAAAUCGAAUAGACUUUUGAAACUAAUAUAAACAAUUCUUCAAAAUUAACAUCUAGUAAAAAUGCCUUUUUGUUUGCUUAAAGAUUGAAAAACAAAGAUUCAAUAUAGGAACUAACUAAGAUGAUCAGAAUAUGUCCUUUGAAUAAUGAACAGACCUAAGAGUUGACAUCACUAAUUACUGAAAAAUUGUUAUUGAAACAAUAGAAGGUUGAUUAUGCCUAACAACACAAUCUAAUCAUUUUGCAUUUGCAAAUAACCAAUAAGUUGUCCAUUGAUGUUCUCUAAUUCUAUGUCUUUUUAUUUGUUAGAUUUCCUAAUUUGUUGACUAUUGUUGGAAUAAUAGAGAGUUGGUUAUCAAAUUCAGAUAAUGCUGUUGCCUAUUUAGAAGAAGUGUGUUCUCAUUUCAUUAAAGAGAUUUCAGGUACUCUGGUCUAAUUCGUAUGCAAUAAGGAUAACAAAAGUAAUUAUAAGGGCAGAUUGGAAAUGCUAAGACUAUUGAUCAAAUACAUUGGGAAUGAGGAAUUAUUGUCAGCCUUUAUCAUGUUGGAUGUUACUGAGAUGUUAGAGAACUGUAUUGAACAACAAUUUUAUAAGGAUACUUUUAAGGUGAUCGUCACUUUUUUUGAGAAUCCCAAUUUCAAUCAUUAUAAAUCGAUUGAGAAAGCAAUUAAAAAACUAUAUGAUAAAUUAACUCCAGAAUACAAAUUGCAAUUGGAUUCAUUAAUUAAAGAGUAUAAAAGAACUUGCGAUAAGAACAAGGAGAAAGCACUUCAGAAUUAGAAACCAGAUGAGAUUUGA